AUGGGUUUAACCAUCAAGAUAGAAACCUUGAACGAUAGUGAUCAAUCUCCGGUGCAAGAAGGCGUCGAGGAUGGCUCCAAUGCUCAAGACGUAGCCCCCACUGAGGAAGAGAUUUGUGAUGACGUAGUUCUAUUGUGGAAGGAAGAGCCUGGAACAGAAGACGCUACGAUCCAGCACCUUUAUGAUAGAAUUAGAGAGAGAAAUCCAACAUGGAAAUUAAGCGCUUCACGUUUCCGGAAUAUCCUUAACCAACACCAUCUUUACGAUACGGAUUUAGAGACGGUGUCACUAUAUAAGGAAAAUAUUCAUUUUCCCAAGGCUGUAGAUUCUAAUGCUAAGGUCAAAGUAGAAUUUAUUGAUGACGAGCAUGGCAGGGGCCUUUUCGCCGAAAAGGAUUUUGCUAAGGGCCAAAUCAUUUUGAAGGAAAAUAAGCCUAUCGUAUUCAUCCCACCAUUAGACAAGCUAUUUUUCAUUUCUAAUGGGAAGGCCUGUGCUCGAUGUGGUAAGGCGCUGUACGAUUUGACCCAGCAAAAAAUCAUGGUUCAUUAUUUAGAUUGUGAGGUGUGUAAGGCAAUUUGGUGCAGUGAUAAAUGUAAAAAGGCUCACGCUCCCUUACAUGAACUCUUGUAUCAUUCAUGGAGAUCAAAUAGAAUUGAUAUUUUGCAUGCUGGUAACUGGAAAAGGUUUGUAAACUAUUGUGAGAAAUACUGUUUUACAGCGGCCUUUUCCAUUGGUCUUAUAUACGGGUCGAUGCUGUUAGAUUCCACAGGAGAAGUCAAAGAGCAAUGGGAUGAAUUAGCAAGCGUCUCACAAAGAGUCAGAAUCAAACUGAGAGACGCCAGUGGUAUUGGCAGUACGUUUAACUUGAUGAAUGGUACAAUAGCUCACACUGAAGACGGUUCUGAUAAUGGCGCCAAAAAAGACGAUGACGAAAAUGCUGAUGACGAGAUUGUCUGGGAAAAAUGCUAUGAGUUAUUCUGUGGUGCUUUCCCUAAAGCUUCUGAAGAAAUAGAUUUGGAGCAGUUUUUAACCAUGAUUGGGACGUUCAACAUUAACCAAUAUAAUGGACAAAUAUAUCAUUGGCACUCAUUCAUGAACCACGAUUGUGAACCAAAUGCUUAUAUCGAGCAAGCAGAAGAACAUGAGGAAUUGAAGUUACAUGCAAGAAAACCAAUCAAAAAAGGGGAGCAAGUUUGCGUCACUUACGUAAAUCCCUUACAUGGGGUCAGAUUAAGACGAAGAGAACUAAGAGUUAAUUGGGGGUUUUUAUGUCAGUGUGACCGUUGCCGAAAUGAGUUGUCCACUUUCGAAAGAGUUCCGAAUUCAGACAAGGAAAGUGUGUCCACCAAUUUGGCUAAGGUUGAUUCUGAUGACACUAGUGACGAUACUCCUGGUAGAUCAACAGAUAAUCGAAAAUCGUCUAUGCGGGAGGCUCAGCCGGAUUUAAAAGAGAUUUUAAAAAAUGGGAAAGAAUUCGAAUUGGAUAUUCCAGAAACGGUUGAUACGCAAGGUAACGUGAGGAAGACUUCAGUUAGAUUUGAUUCAAAUGUUUUUGUUGCAGUGGACGAAAGAUAA
This is a messenger RNA of Saccharomyces eubayanus, 1575 nucleotides long. It is a transcript of the gene SET5, whose product is annotated as S-adenosylmethionine-dependent methyltransferase. NCBI's taxonomy places the organism in Eukaryota, Fungi, Ascomycota, Saccharomycetes, Saccharomycetales, Saccharomycetaceae. Gene Ontology annotation, molecular function: protein binding. The transcript has a single exon. Bases 1 to 1575 code for a protein of 524 amino acids. The record is from RefSeq and is a predicted model, not a curated record.